Cucumis sativus (cucumber) is the source of this 648-nucleotide messenger RNA. RefSeq names its product ripening-related protein grip22. The record is from RefSeq and is a predicted model, not a curated record. The transcript has a single exon. Lineage: Eukaryota; Viridiplantae; Streptophyta; Magnoliopsida; Cucurbitales; Cucurbitaceae. Bases 1 to 648 code for a protein of 215 amino acids.
AUGGCAAAAUUGGCUUGCUUGGUCUCUUUUUUCUUUUUGGUUCUUUCUCUUUUGGGCCUUUCUCAAGCAAUCUCUUCUUGCAGGGAGCCAUGUCAAACCUUGAAAAAUUGUAAAGGUCAAUUGAUUUGUAUAAAUGGCCAAUGUAAUGAUGAUCCCGAUGUUGGAACUCGCAUUUGUUCAACCGACAGUGAUAACGGAGCAGAUGGAGAAAAAUUUCGUUGUGAGGCAUUUGGAAGAUUACAUUGCAAAGGCAAAUCGUUCCCCCAAUUCAAAUGCUCGCCUCGAGUGACUUCCUCAACUCGAGCUAUCCUAACAAAUAAUGACUUUAGUAAAGGUGGGGAUGGAGGAGACCCGUCUGAGUGUGAUGGAAAGUUCCAUCAUAACUCUCAACCAAUAGUGGCAUUGUCCACGGGUUGGUACAACGGGGGAUCUAGAUGUGGAAAGAAAAUUAGAAUUACAGCGAGAAAUGGACGGUCGGUUUUGGCUAAGGUGGUGGACGAGUGUGAUACAAUUAAUGGAUGCGAUAAGGCACAUGCUCACCAACCACCGUGUCGAAACAAUAUCGUGGAUGGUUCUAAUGGAGUGUGGCAUGCUUUAGGGCUUGAUAUAAAUGUUGGUGAAGAACCUGUCGUCUGGUCAGAUGCUUGA